Molecule: messenger RNA, 1281 nt
Organism: Mustela lutreola (European mink)
Lineage: Eukaryota; Metazoa; Chordata; Mammalia; Carnivora; Mustelidae
Product: transcription elongation factor A protein-like 2
Exons: 2
Coding region: 267-866 (199 amino acids)
Source: RefSeq, a predicted model, not a curated record
GACCUGAAAUGCGGGGAGGUGCCCCCGCAGUGCGACAGUGAAAUGUAGACAUAUUCUAGAAAUAACCCGCUCUCACACUCUGUACCUAACAGGAAAUACUGACCUCUGCGGAAAAGGGGAGAGGGUGGGCUGCCUGCAGCGGAGGAGGACACAGAGAUCCAAACCAUUUGGAAAGCAUCCUGGUCUGGAGUCUGAGGCCUGAAAAUUAAUGGCGGCUAGGAUUCCGGGGAGGUCUCCCAGGACAGGAAAAGGAGGGGAAUCUCAACAUGGAAAAACUCUGCAAUGGAGAUGAAGGAAUGCCUGAGAAACAAGGGAAGAUGGAAUACAAAGAACAGCCAGAGGAUGUGGGAAGGCCAGAAUUAGCUUGUACUCUGGAAGACAAGGAAAAGUUAGAAAACAAGGGAAAGACAGAAAAUGAGGAAAUACUGAAGGACAAGGAAAGGCCAGGGAGUGUGGAAAAGCCAAAAGAGGGAAAGCCAGAGAACCUGGAAAAACCAAAAGAAGAAGGAAAACCCAUGAGUGAGGGGAAGCCAGAGAGCAAGGGACAGCCAAAAGAAGGAGAAGCAGGGAUCAAGGGAGAACCAAAAGAAAUAAAAUCAGAGAGUGAGGGAAAAAAAUCAGAGCCAAUGAAAAGAGGGAAAGUCAGAGAGCCAGGGAAAGCCCAAAGAAGACGUAAAGUCAUCCAGGGAACCAAAGGCUGUGCGAAAGCACCAGCUGGGAAUGAUGUACCCAGGCAGGCCAAAAGAAAAACCAGCAAGGGGUUGGCUCAGUGUCUCAGGGAAUAUGAGGAGACCAUACACAAUAUGCAUCUGAACAAUGAGGAGAUGGUAAGAGAAUUUGAUGAGAUUGGCAGGGUGGAGGAUUAGGUGAAGGAAACCAGACAGAAAUUGCAGGGGGGGGGGGUUAUGAGGUCAAAAAAAGGUUUACAGGACCCUUUCCACCCUGGGGGCCAAGGGAACUCAGGGGUGAAUGCAGAGCCCCACAGAGGGGCAAUGAAGACAUUCCUUUUGUGUAGUGCCCCUGGCAAGCAUUUGCCAGGUCCUGUGCCUUAACCUUAUGCUAAUAAUUUGCUUUAGCUGUCACUCUCAUUAUCAGCAGCCUUUUGAGCCAACUAGAACACUCUGUCAGUAGGGGUUUCCACCCAUGUGCUUUGCAAAGUCGUUUUAAUUCUUGAAAAAUAAAAUAGCUUAUAAUAUCAUCUACAGAAUCAGUCCACCUUUAUAGAAAACAUAAGUUUAUAUAGUACAUCUAUGCACAGGAAAAACAGAAACUUUCGUUCAC